Molecule: messenger RNA, 1287 nt
Organism: Rhinichthys klamathensis goyatoka
Lineage: Eukaryota; Metazoa; Chordata; Actinopteri; Cypriniformes; Leuciscidae
Gene: ednrbb
Product: endothelin receptor type Bb
Exons: 7
Coding region: 81-1235 (384 amino acids)
Biological process (GO): G protein-coupled receptor signaling pathway; regulation of blood pressure; enteric nervous system development
Cellular component (GO): membrane
Molecular function (GO): endothelin receptor activity
Source: RefSeq, a predicted model, not a curated record
GAACCCGGAGGAACUCCCCAGAUGGAACCGGGAACAGAACCCGGUGGAACUCCCCGGACAGCACCAGGAACAGAACCCGGAUGUGCUCAGGACCGGUGCGGAUCAGAGACGCCUUCAGGUACAUCAACAGUGUGGUCUCGGUUCUGGUGCUGCUGCUCGGGAUGCUGGGAAACGUGACUCUUCUGAGGAUCAUCACAGAACACAAAAGCAUGAGAACUGGACCCAAUAUUCUCAUCGGCAGUCUGGCUCUGGGAGAUCUCCUGCACAUCGUCAUCGCGAUUCCCAUCAAUGUUUAUAAGCUCCUGGCGGAGGAUUGGCCGUUCGGUGUCCUGAUCUGCAAACUCCUGCCGUUUAUCCAGAAAGCCUCGGUGGGAAUCACAGUCCUGAGUCUCUGCGCUCUGAGUAUCGACCGGUACCGGAUCGUCUCAUCCAGGACUCGGACCAAAGCGCCGGGUUUUCCCAAGUGGAUCGCAGUCCAGGUGUGUUUAUUAUGGAUGAUCUCGACUCUCCUGGCCGUUCCGGAGGCCGUGGCGUUCGACCUGAUGGAGAUGGAUUACAGAGGCAAGCGUCUGCGGAUCUGCCUCCUUCAUCCUCUACAGUCCUCAUCCCUCAUGCAGUUUUAUAAAGUGUCCAAAGACUGGUGGCUGUUCGGGUUUUACUUCCUGGUCCCGCUGGCGUGCACCUCCAUCUUCUACUCCCUGAUGACCCGCAGGAUCUUCAGCCGGAGCGUUCUGGACAAACACAUGAAGCAGAGGCGCGAGGCGGCCCGGACCGUCUUCUGUCUGGUUCUGGUGUUCGCCGUCUGCUGGUUCCCACUUCACCUCAGCAGGAUCCUGAAGCUAACCAUCUAUGAUGAGCACGACCCCAACAGAUGCAGCUUACUGAGCACUUUCCUUGUUCUCGACUACAUCGGCCUCAACAUGGCAUCGGUGAACUCCUGCAUCAACCCCGUGGCUCUGUACGCCGUCAGCAAGCGCUUCAGGAACUACUUCCAGGCGUCGCUCGGCUUCUGCUCCGACAAGAGGACUUUCAGGAGGUCAAAGGUCACAGAGGACUUUCAGGAGGUCAAAGGUCACAGAGGACUUUCGGGAGGUCAAAGGUCACAGAGGAGUUUCAGGAGGUCAAAGGUCACGGAUCCGCUCUCUGACGUCAGUGACUCUGGAAAACAGGACUCGUCUGACAGCGAGAGGAACGCCUCUCUCAGGAACUUUACGUGUUUUAGAAGUUCACAUUAGAUCUGAACUUUCUGUCACUUUUGUUUUUGUAAAUACAAGUGUGUGUGUGUGU